Molecule: messenger RNA, 1455 nt
Organism: Micropterus salmoides (largemouth bass)
Lineage: Eukaryota; Metazoa; Chordata; Actinopteri; Centrarchiformes; Centrarchidae
Gene: pym1
Product: PYM homolog 1, exon junction complex associated factor
Exons: 3
Coding region: 254-889 (211 amino acids)
Biological process (GO): exon-exon junction complex disassembly
Cellular component (GO): cytoplasm; exon-exon junction complex
Molecular function (GO): RNA binding
Source: RefSeq, a predicted model, not a curated record
CACACUUACACACUUACACACACACACACACACACAGUUUAGCGAUCGGUGUUUAGCAUUAGCUGUCCCGCGCGGAGAGUCUCCACUCUAAAUAACCGUCUGUAGAUGCUGCCAUGACAGCUCUCACCUCGAGGGAAGCACAAGUUGAAAAAGUUGUAUUUUGCUGCCGUGUGGGAUCGAAGUGAGCGAGGGGACGUUUGUGGACACCGACUGAGGGGAGCGGAGCGGAGCAGCACGUUAAGUUUACACCAAAAUGGCAACCCCCUAUGUUACAGAUGAGUCUGGGAAAUACAUUGCUUCCACUCAGCGACCUGAUGGAACAUGGAGGAAGCCAAGGCGGGUAAAGGAGGGUUAUGUCCCCCAGGAAGAAGUACCAGUCUAUGAAAACAAGUAUGUGAAGUUUUUCAAGAGCAAACCAGACCUGCCACCUGGGAUGAAUCCGUCCGAGUCAGCUCCGCCAAAGCAGCAGCAAAAGAUCCCCGGUUGCGGGGACAGUGAGACAGCCGGCCUCUCAAAGUCUGCCAAACGCAACAUGAAACGUAAAGAGAAGCGGAAACAGCAGCAGCACCAGGGCCAGGAUGGGGACGAGGAUGCGGAUGUGGACUUGGUGAGUGACGCUAUCGAGAAUGUGUCCAUUUCAGAGGGCGUUGAGUCUUCAAAUAAGAUGCCGGCGCCGGUUUCUGUCUCGUCUCCCGAUGACUCCUCAGCAGCAGCUGCUGAAAAGGCCAAGAAGAUCAAAAACCUGAAGAAGAAGCUGCGACAAGUUGAGGAUUUGCAGCAGAAAGUGGACUCAGGGGAAAUUAAAGAGCCAACAAAGGAUCAGUUGGAAAAGCUGGGCCGGGUACUGGCCUUACGAGAUGAGUUACAGCAGCUCGAGCGUGAUUCUUGAAGCAAUAAAGGAAAGCCGAAGAGUCAGACAGACUAAUCACACAAACUACAUACUGAAAGACAGGGAAGGGACCUUUGCAGCUUUGUGAUCAUGGCUUCCAUUAAACAUAUUCUACCUAUUUGAUAUUCAUUAUGAACUUCGGAAGUGAACACAGUCCCAAGGCCUUUCAAGCCGAGACUGACAGGAAGUCUACGUAGCAGGCACCCGAUCUUCAGAACUGACCAGCCUGUUUUCUAGAUUCAGAUCUCUAGAUAGUAUUAUGACUCCUGCUCAUACACGUGUAUUGGCCAGUCCACUCAUUUAUAAAUAUCUUUUAAAGACAUCAUUGUAAAUUGUUUUGUGCGUGUCUGUCCUCUCCAUUUUCUACUAUUCAUGGCAUCAGGUAUUACUGACACAUAAAAUGGAAAAAGUAUUUUCUGUUUAAGAAAAUAUAAUUUGUUGACCUGUCUGCUCUUAAGAAUUAACACCUUUUUGUCAAUGAUUGGAUGGCUUCUUGUAGCCACACUAAUGUUGAGUAACUGUCUCAUACAGUCAUUGCAUUAAUUAAAACUACAUGCUGUGUAAAA